UCGCGCCAUGGAUGGCAUCUGUCAAAGUCAAAACUGUCGGGCCGCCGACUUGCAAUUCGUUUGAUUGUAUUGUACGAGUACGUUUUUUUAGUUAAAAACUGAUAUAAUUCAAUAAUAAACUUUACGAGAUCAUCAUCAUGGACGAUCAAGCUUGUCCACGUUGUAAAACCACUAAGUAUAGAAAUCCAUCGCUAAAAUUGAUGGUAAACGUUUGUGGCCAUGCUUUAUGCGAAAGUUGUGUAGAUCUUCUAUUUUUAAAAGGAUCCGGUUCCUGCCCCGAUUGUAACGUGCCACUACGACGGAGCAACUUUCGUGUUCAGUUAUUUGAAGAUGCUAUGGUUGAAAAAGAAAUAGAUAUAAGAAAACGAGUACUAAAAGAUUAUAAUAAAAAAGAGGAAGAUUUUGCUACUCUAAGAGAAUACAAUGAUUACUUGGAAGAAAUAGAAAGUAUUAUAUUUAAUUUAACGAAUAACAUAGAUGUAGUAGGUACUAAUAAAAGAAUUGAGCAGUAUAAGAAGGAAAAUAAAGAACUUAUUAAUAAGAACAAAGCAAAAAUUGGUCGGGAAGAAUUAGAGCUUGAAGAAAUCUUAGAAAUUGAGAAACAAAUGGAAGAGCUCAAGCGAUCAGAGAUACUCCGUCUCGAACAAGAGGCUAAGAAGGCAAAGAUUCGGGAGAAGGAGGCUCUGAUUGACGAGUUAAUGUUUGCUGAUGGUGAUGCCAAAGAUAUCUUGAACACAUUUGCUCAGAAUGUCAUUGCCAAUAAGCAGGAGGCUGAGGUGGUGCCUAUUGUGCCUAAGGUAACUCAUUUCUCCUCUGGAGUGAAGUUCACAAGAGGAGCUAGUGGUCAGCAACCAUUACCAACCUUCGAAGAGGGCCCUCUGUACAAGUAUGAGGCUCCAGUUAUACCAGACCGCUGUGGGCCUGAUGCACCAGCCAUUCAGGAGAUUGUUACUGGUGGAUACUUGCAACAUGUUAGAGCAGAGAACGAAGCGGAGAAGGCUGGUGGUUAUUCAUCAACUCUGCCGUGUUUGCGUGCCCUUCAGGACGCCCUGGCUGGCCUCUACCAUGCCAGCUGACCCGGAGACCCCACCGAAACUGUCAUCAUACUCGACUAGUUGUCUUAGGCUGCAUUCCAACUGAGGAGAAACAGAAAGAAAGAAGAAAGAAAAUUAAUUAAUUUAAAGUGUGAGAUCACAGAGUAGGUAGGUAGUAACAGUAUUUUGUACAGAACUCCUACUGUCUAAGUGGAAAUUAAUCAUACUCAAGAGGAUGGAUGGAAACAUAGUCCCCGUUUUCCUCUCUGGAAAUUAACAUUAUAGAAAAUAUUUUUGCAUGAUGUAAAAACAGCAACACUUAAUCCAUCCAAUAUAAUCAUCCAAUAACUGGAUCGAGAAAAAAACUAUUCUAUUAUUGAACCAGUUAUCUGCCUCUCUAUCGCUCUUGUGUAUUCGAACGAUAGAGAGGCAGGUAACGAAAUUUCGGUUUUCGCGGUAGGCCCUCUGAUCAUAAAAUUUCACGAGAAUCGGUUGAGAAUUGCGACCUGUAGAGAACAUGUCUGGACAUACAAAAGCAUUGUUGCCCAAGCUUAAAUGGAUACCUAUACCUUUGCUGUCGCUCGGUCAAUAAAGACAAUUUGUCCAACCAAUCUGUAAUUUUAGUGCGGAAAUGGUCCAAAACAGGAUAAAACGUUUGGACAAUCAGACUAUCAUUUUAGUAUUUGGGUUUACAAAAGUCAGACGGUGCAAGUGUCAAGUAAACGUCAUAAUUUAUUAGGUCGCUUAAAAUAACCCGUGCACCGUCGGGGCUAUCAAAAUCGCUGCCAACUUAUCUUGGUUUGACUCUAGCUAUGGUUAAUAUAAAGUAAACUGUGUAGAGAUGUUUUCCAUAAUAUGUAUUAACCCUUUAGUCCGUUGCGGCAACAUAUUGGCCAUCAUACUUAAAACAAAAACGCAUCUCUACUAUAAGACUUAAGGUUCGAAAUUGAAUAAUUAGAAGGUUAAUGGCUCCUGUACACGAUGGCCCAGCGCAGGCCAGUCCAAGGGACGCAUUUAUGCGUUAGAGGGAGUAAGUGAUAUUACUAUCUCAUUCCUCCGCAUAGCUGCUUCCCUUAGACUGGCCUACGCUGGGCCAUCGUGUAGAGGAGCUCUAAAGGGUUUAAUAUCUAGGGAGGAAAAUGGGACUAUGCUUGUAUGGCGAAGCGGUUAUACACUAUAGUCUUAAGUAUUGAUUAAGUAAGCUGGAUUUCUCGUUUAAGUAAUUUUGAGGCCGGAAAUAUGACCUUGAAUGACGUAACGUUUGUAUUGCCGUCCUUUUCUUCACGGUGAUUCUCUUGAAGGUAGUUGGAACGUUCCUUUGAAAGCAGCUGUUGAGUUGAGCUAUUUUCAAUAGAAUUACCUGCAGAAGGAGAUAUGCAAAACGAGUGUGAAACUAUGUGGCAGACGGGAUAUCCAGCUUGAGUUAAAAGUCAUUUGCUUUGUUUAAUUAAACUAUUCCAUUGGACUCCUCUAUUAAUUUCGUGGAAAAUUAUAAGUUUAGAAAAGGUGGGAUAAUUUGUGAUUUCUACAUAGUUGUUUAAUUAUAACCUAUCAAUUCGAUUUCUUCUACAAUUUCGAUAACGAAAUGUUUAAUAAAUAAAAAGUUAGAUAGAAAAUCCAAUCAUAAUUUAAAUCAUAUUCAAGUUAUCGGUCGCAGCCUACCUCACAUUAAAUAAAUAUUAAGCGUCCAAUCCCUUGUUCAUCUGAUUAUAGGGAAUGUUAAAGUUGAAAUUAUUAGAGAUUGAAGAGUUGUUAAAAAAAACAAUCUUACGAUCCUAUUAUGAAGAUUGUAUAGUCUAUCUAGCCAUUUCCGUCAGUAGAAAAGGCGGCAAAUUUAAAAAAUGUAGUUUCCUACAAAGUCCUUCGACAGACUAUAUUAACAAUUUUCCAAGUUGAUUAUCUCAAUAUUUUUCAAUAGUGAAAGUGUAAAUACUUAGUUAAGCUAUGUAAUUACUGUGUGUUGUUGUUAUUGUUGUUUGGUAAUAUAUCGAGUGCACUUGAA
Molecule: messenger RNA, 3036 nt
Organism: Cydia pomonella (codling moth)
Lineage: Eukaryota; Metazoa; Arthropoda; Insecta; Lepidoptera; Tortricidae
Gene: Mat1
Product: CDK-activating kinase assembly factor MAT1
Exons: 5
Coding region: 138-1076 (312 amino acids)
Biological process (GO): positive regulation of cyclin-dependent protein serine/threonine kinase activity; regulation of transcription by RNA polymerase II; nucleotide-excision repair
Cellular component (GO): transcription factor TFIIH holo complex
Molecular function (GO): cyclin-dependent protein serine/threonine kinase activator activity
Source: RefSeq, a predicted model, not a curated record